AUGACUCGUGCACCCGCUACCUUCACCGCCGAACAACUGGAGCAGUAUCUCCAACGCAUUGGAUAUGCCAACGACGCCGUCGCCACGGGAGAUGCCCGCCUAGAUCGUCUCCAGCAAGCUGUCAUUCAAAGCCCCCUGGCGGCCCUGACGGAACUGCAGCGACGACAUCUCGCGGCUAUCCCGUGGGGUAACUCGGCGCUGCAUUACUCCACCCAUCAUUCCAUCUCAACUCAUCCCGCCUGCGUCUUUAGGAAACUGGUCACCCGUCGUCUGGAUGGCUACUGUAUGGAGAAUACCAACCUCCUCUAUGUGGUCCUAUGCUCCUUGGGAUACCAGGUGUACCCGACUGGCGGGCGAGUGAGCAAUGCACUUGCCGGUGGGGAUCCGACUGACGAGACUUACAUCUAUCUGAGUCACAUGAUCCUCAUCGUGACCAUAGCUGACAAGAGAUAUAUGGUCGACGUGGGUUUCGGCCGCAACGCGCCUACCAGUCCGCUACCGCUGCAGGAAGACGUCUCUGCGACGUUGAUUGCACCCGAAGAGAUGCGCUUAAUCAAGACCAGCCUUGCUGAGUGUGUGGAUCAAACUCAGAAGUUCUGGGUCUACCAGGCCCGGUCCCCCGGCGGUCAUUGGACUCCCAACUAUUCGUUCUCCGAGAUGGAGCUCCUGCCGCAGGACUUCGGCAUGAUCAACUUCUACACCAGUCAGAACCGCUCAAGCUUCUUCACCCAACGGCUGGUGUGCACGCGGGUGAUCCUAGACGAUCAUUUGGAACCUGUGGGCAUCUACAUCCUGUCAGGGACGGAGGUCAAGAAGACGCUCCGGGGGGAGACGGAGGUUGUGGCAUCGUUUAAGACGGAAGAGGAUAGAGUUCGCGCAAUGGCCGAAUACUUCGGCAUGUAUUUCCAUGAACAUGAGGUCCAGGGAGUCCGCGGGUUACCGUCUCAGAUCAAAUAA
This is a messenger RNA of Aspergillus terreus NIH2624, 957 nucleotides long. RefSeq names its product arylamine N-acetyltransferase family protein. The record is from RefSeq and is a predicted model, not a curated record. The transcript has 3 exons. NCBI's taxonomy places the organism in Eukaryota, Fungi, Ascomycota, Eurotiomycetes, Eurotiales, Aspergillaceae. Gene Ontology annotation, molecular function: acetyltransferase activity. Bases 1 to 957 code for a protein of 318 amino acids.